This is a messenger RNA of Hyalella azteca, 1561 nucleotides long. RefSeq lists its product as uncharacterized. The annotation marks the transcript as partial. The record is from RefSeq and is a predicted model, not a curated record. The transcript has 12 exons. Lineage: Eukaryota; Metazoa; Arthropoda; Malacostraca; Amphipoda; Hyalellidae. Gene Ontology annotation, molecular function: protein binding.
UGAAAGAGGUCAAAUGACACUUCGUGGUUAUAAAUUUCCAGACCUCGCCUCUCAAAUUGCACCCUUGACCAUACGUGUGGUGAAUUUACCUCUCUCAGUCACUAAAGAUGAGAUAGCAUGUAAGCUCCAUAUUGCAAAAGACUACAUCACCCUGGAGCAGAAGCCUGGCAAGAAGACUGCCUCUGCCAUCAUUGUUCCCUCCAGCUGGCGUGAAAGUGAUGUAAUUUUGGCUCAUUAUGAUGGAGUGUUCUUUGGGAAGCAGAGAGCAUUUGUAAGGCAAUCUUAUGACACGGACACAUCACGACCCUCCUCAGAGCACUACCAGCUUCACAAGCUGUCCAGUGAAGAGUUUGACUUGAGCCCUGCACGCAGUGGACAGCCUACACUUCAUGUCCUCAAAGAUGACGUCUUGCUUCAUAUUAUGAAAUAUUUGAGUGUUGCUGAAAAACUGACUCUUGAAGCGGUGUGUCGACGCUUUCAAUCGCUGGUUUACAGCGUGCUGGGCCAGAAAAACGUCAUGGACUUCACUGAUGACAUGUGCGCCUGGCGAAGUGCUUACUCCAACCUCUCCAAAUGUCGGAGCGAGUCGCCGGUCCAGCUCACGCAGAACAUCAAGCUCUGCACCUACAAGAUGCUCAUUAUGAACGCUAACCACCUCACUACUCUCAGACUCGACGAGUAUCACAGCAUCUUUGAUGUCAACGUAUUUGCUGCUAUAGGUCGACUUGCUGUGAACCUGGAAGAUUUAUGCCUGCAGUUUUCGUCAACGAGGAAGCACUACACCCCCAUGAAGACCAUCUUCUCGCGCUGUUCAAAACUCAGGAUUUUCGGUCUCGAAGGCAGAUUCAACAAGGCAGGUUCGAACGAAUUGUUGCGAGACUUGAGUCAAUGCAAAUGCCUGGAGGUGUUGCGGCUGGGCAGCAUAUAUCAUCUUGACUUCGCUCUUCUACGGGAGUUGCAAGCUCCUCUGAGAGAGCUCUCGAUCCGCAGCUUUGUAACGUUAUCAAACUUGAGCUCAAACGAUAGCUUUCAAGAUUUCCCUUUCAACUCUACCCUCUCGACAUUCCGCUUGUUCGACUCCUGGCUCUUAUGGAGGAAACAUUGGCUGCAGGCGGGUGAACUCACCGCCAUGGCAUGCAAGUGUCCUGCGCUGACCCAACUCCAGCUUGGUUACCGCGGUCAUUGUCUGCUUCCUAAUUUCAAGACAUUCAAUAACUUGAAGGUGCUCCAUAUUAUGCUUUAUGACGGAGCGAUGAAGAUCAACAAGAAGACUCGUCAUCUUCUUGUAAUUGAGGAUCUUCUCAGAAGCUGUCUGCCAGACAUCGAGGACCUCUACAUUGAGUUUUACCCAGGAAAAGUUAAUAACCUCACCGUAGACUUUUCACUUGCACCGACGUCGGUGAAGACCCUAACGCUGCCUUCCGUCGCUCUGGACGAUGACUCAUACAAGUGCCUCCUGCGCAUGCCAAAGCUGCAGCGAGUCUUCGUCAAAAACGAGAAAUUCUCUCUGGCUCAGCUGAAACUGCUCAUGGCCCACGUUCAGCUGGUCGAGAUCGGCGCU